UUUGCCUGUCUCUCCUCAGACUGAUGAUGGCUGAAGCCCAGCUGUGUAGAUUACAAGACGAGUUCACCUGCUCGGUGUGUCUGGACACCCUGACUGACCCCGUCACCAUCCCCUGUGGUCAUAAUUUCUGUCUGAAGUGCCUCACUGACUACUGGGAUCGGAGCCAAGAGUGCAGCUGUCUUCAGUGCAGAGAGACGUUCACCAUGAGGCCUGCUCUGAGAAGAAAUAAUCUGCUGAAUGAAGUCAUCAAGAACUUAAAGAAGACGACACUCACUUCUACUCCAUCUCAGAAUUAUGCCAGCCCUGGAGACGUGGAGUGUGAUUUCUGUACUGGGAAGAAGUUCAGAGCGGUGAAGUCCUGUCUAACCUGCAUGGCCUCCUACUGUCAGACUCACCUUCAGCCUCACCUUGAAGGAGACGCCCUGAAGCACCACAAGCUGGUUAAUCCUGAUGGAAAUCUGAAGGAGAAACUCUGUGAGAAACAUCAGAAAAGUCUGGAGAUGUUUUGCAGAACUGAUGAUUCCUGUAUCUGCAUGAUGUGUGCGGUGACUGGACAUAAAAAUCAUGAAAUGGCUGUGCUGGAGAAAGAAAGAGAAGAAAAACAGAUUUCAGUGAAAAGAGAGGUAGAGGAAAACAAGAAGAGCUUCACUACUCUGAUACGGUGCAUUGAGGAAGCCCACAGAAAACUGACUGAGAGGAUCAAAGAACAAGAAAAAAGAAAAACAGAGAAGGCUGAAGGAGUCAUUGAGCAACUAGAGAAGGAGAUUGAGGAGCUGAAGAGGAGAGAAGCUGAGCUGAAGGAGCUUUCAGAGACCAAGGACCAUCUCCACUUCCUACAGGUGAGAGCGACACUUCACAUGGAGUCUGAAGUCAUCCACCAGAAGAUGCCGCACAUUUACAUUGAGUCAGCGGUGGCUGGUGAUGGAGGACGGGUGUUCACACAGAGCGAGCUGAAUGCGGGCACGUAA
Molecule: messenger RNA, 968 nt
Organism: Polypterus senegalus (gray bichir)
Lineage: Eukaryota; Metazoa; Chordata; Cladistia; Polypteriformes; Polypteridae
Product: E3 ubiquitin/ISG15 ligase TRIM25-like
Exons: 3
Coding region: 24-968 (314 amino acids)
Molecular function (GO): zinc ion binding
Source: RefSeq, a predicted model, not a curated record